GCCAGUCUGGUGUUAAAAUGCCACGGGGCUGCCAGGCUCCUCCCCCUGGCCAGAUGGAUCCCUCUGCCCCGAAGUCCCUCGCGGAAACCGCCGGCAAAGACAAAUGGUGUCCAGGAGAAAGAUGCCUUGUUCCUUCUCCAGAUAAUGGAAAACUUUGUGAAGCAUGCAUAAAAUCUAUUACUGUGGAUGAACAUGGCAAGUCAUUUGCAGUUGUCUUAUAUUCAGAUUCUCUAGAAAGGAAAGUACCUCUUAAGAGACUUCAAGAAGUAAAAGCUGCUAAAGAUGGCUCUAAGAGUUUUAUAUUUGAUGAUGAAGAUUUGGAAAAACCUUAUUUCCCAGAUCGAAAAUUUCCAUCAUCUGCUGUUGCUUUUAAAUUAUCUGAAAAUGGAGACUGCAUUCCUUAUACUAUCAAUAGAUAUCUGAGAGACUAUCAGAGAGAAGGGGCCCAGUUUCUCUAUGGACACUACAUCCAAGGGAGAGGGUGUAUUCUCGGCGAUGACAUGGGACUUGGAAAAACAAUACAGGUUAUUUCAUUCCUUGCUGCAGUUUUGCAUAAAAAGGGAACUCGUGAGGAUAUUGAAAAUAACAUGCCAGAGUUUUUACAAAGAAGUAUGAAAAAGGAAACUCCUUCUUGUACAGCAAAAAAGAUGUUCUUAAUCGUUGCUCCUCUUUCUGUCCUGUAUAACUGGAGGGAUGAAUUGGACACCUGGGGAUAUUUCAGAGUCACUGUCUUACAUGGUAACAAAAAAGACAAUGAACUGAUUCGUGUAAAGCAGAGGAAAUGUGAAAUUGCUCUCACAACUUACGAAACACUGCGCUUCUGUCUGGAUGAACUUAACAGUUUGGAAUGGUCAGCUGUCAUUGUGGAUGAAGCUCAUAGGAUCAAGAAUCCAAAGACUAGAGUAACGGAAGUUAUGAAAGCUUUAAAAUGUCAUGUCCGCAUAGGCCUCACUGGAACGAUUCUUCAAAACAACAUGAAGGAACUGUGGUGUGUUAUGGACUGGGCUGUGCCAGGUCUUUUAGGUAGCCAUGUCCACUUCAAGAAGCAGUUUUCUGACCUGGUAGAACAUGGUCAGAGACACACAGCAACAAAAAGAGAGCUAGCUACUGGUCGAAAGGCCAUGUGCAGACUGGCAAAGAAGAUGUCUGGCUGGUUUCUCAGGCGAACCAAAACUCUCAUCCAGGAUCAACUGCCUAAGAAGGAAGACCGGAUGGUAUAUUGUUCUCUGACAGAAUUUCAGAAAGCUGUCUAUCAAACAGUGUUAGAAACAGAAGAUAUGACUUUGAUACUCCAGUCUUCAAAGCCUUGUACCUGCAACAGUGGCCGAAAAAGGAGAAAUUGUUGUUUUAAGACCAAUUCACAAGGUGAAACAGUAAAAACCCUGUAUUUCAGUUACCUAGCCAUCCUUCAGAAAGUAGCAAACCAUGUUGCUCUACUUCAGGCUGCAGGCACCUCUGAGCAGCAGAAAAUGCUUAUCAACAGACUAUGUGAUCAGGUAUUUGCCAGAUUCCCAGAUUUUGUUCAGAAAAGCAAAGAUGCAGCCUUUGAGACGAUUUCUGACCCAAAAUACAGUGGAAAGAUGAAGGUCCUUCAGCAGCUUUUAAAUCAUUGCAGAAAAAAUAAAGAUAAAGUCCUUCUUUUUUCCUUUUCCACCAAGUUGCUUGAUGUACUGCAGCAAUACUGUAUGGCAGCUGGGCUGGAUUUUCGACGACUUGACGGAAGUACAAAAUCAGAGGAAAGAAUCAGGAUUGUGAAAGACUUCAAUAGUACACAAGAUGUUAACAUAUGCCUCGUCUCCACAAUGGCUGGUGGACUAGGCCUCAAUUUUGUUGGUGCCAAUGUUGUUGUAUUAUUUGACCCUACUUGGAAUCCAGCCAAUGAUCUUCAAGCCAUUGACAGAGCCUAUAGGAUUGGGCAAUGCAGGGAUGUCAAAGUAUUUAGGUUGAUAUCCUUGGGAACUGUGGAGGAGAUCAUGUAUUUACGGCAGGUAUACAAGCAGCAACUGCACUGCGUGGUGGUUGGAAGUGAAAAUGCCAAGCGAUAUUUUGAAGCAGUUCAAGGAUCAAAAGAGCACCGGGGGGAGCUUUUUGGGAUACAUAACCUCUUCAAACUAAGGACCCAAGGGUCUUGCCUUACGAGGGACAUCCUGGAGGUGUGAAAUUAUUCUCUGACCUUUUUGAUAAUAUUUUAAACAUGGUUUUCUCCCUCAGGAACUUUAAAAUAUAAUUGCUGGUGUCUUUUCAGUGAAA
This is a messenger RNA of Chrysochloris asiatica (Cape golden mole), 2250 nucleotides long. RefSeq names its product excision repair cross-complementing rodent repair deficiency, complementation group 6-like 2 (gene ERCC6L2). The transcript is spliced from 14 exons. NCBI's taxonomy places the organism in Eukaryota, Metazoa, Chordata, Mammalia, Afrosoricida, Chrysochloridae. The record is from RefSeq and is a predicted model, not a curated record. Gene Ontology annotation, molecular function: ATP-dependent chromatin remodeler activity; ATP binding. Bases 18 to 2159 code for a protein of 713 amino acids.